CAAAUCUCCACCACCACCACCGCCUCCGCCGUCUUCAACCUUAUCACCGUCGAUCAAACCCUAAUUUCUUCACCAUAAUGGGGAUCAAGAAAUCAAACAAACUCUCACAAGCAGCACUGUUAAAGCAAAUCCUCAAAAGAUGUUCAAGUUUGGGUAAGAAACAUGGAUACGACGUCGACGGCCUUCCACUUGACGUCCCCAAAGGCCAUUUUCCGGUAUACGUCGGCGUUAACAGAACCAGAUACAUCGUUCCGAUAUCGUUCUUAACUCACCCUGAAUUCCAGCUCCUCCUCCGCCGUGCUGAGGAGGAGUUCGGAUUUCAUCACGAAAUGGGUCUCACGAUCCCUUGUGAAGAGGUGGUUUUCCGAUCUCUAACCUCCAUGCUCCGAUGAAGAGGUUUAGGGUUGUUUUUUUCCGAUCACGGUGGUGAUAUUCCUCCGGCGAGAUUGAAGAAAGAUGGGGUUAAAGAUGAAGCUGCAUUUUGGCCUUCGCUUCUCCUUUUUUAAGGAUGAUUACUUUUUCCAGAGCUAAAGUUUCUAAAUCCAGAGAAUCGUACAACUGACAAAGAAGAAUGUACAAGUCUUGGAUGCAGCACAGCUCUGAGAAAAUGAAUUUCCUUUUUUAACCAUUUUUCUUUAUUUAUUUUUUCUGACUCUAACCCAAAAUACACCUAAAAAAAUUUAAUAUUUAUUUAAUUAUUAUUUUUUUGGGUUAGAUUAAUGUGUACAAAUUGAAAUCUUGUAAUUUUCCUCAUUUGAGGUGUAAAAUUCUUUACACCCUUUUGAGAGACUAAAUAUUUCAUUAAUGUUAUGAAAUAUUUGGUGGUUUCGAUGAAAAUAUGUAAGCAUGAGUUAUCGUAUGAAUCUUUAUCUG
Cynara cardunculus var. scolymus (artichoke) is the source of this 873-nucleotide messenger RNA. RefSeq names its product auxin-responsive protein SAUR50. Lineage: Eukaryota; Viridiplantae; Streptophyta; Magnoliopsida; Asterales; Asteraceae. The transcript has a single exon. The record is from RefSeq and is a predicted model, not a curated record. The coding region runs from base 78 to 392 and encodes 104 amino acids. Gene Ontology annotation, biological process: response to auxin.